CAUGAUCCGUGAUAUCACCGGUCAUGAGUACUAAUCUAUGCCUAUUGCAUGCUGUUGGCGCAUUGAGUGAUAUUAUAUCUUAAACCGCAUCAAAUCAAGAAACAGGAAAAAAAAGUGCCGGUAUUCUCAGAGUAAAUUACUGUAUUGGCUGGUCAGCGGUACUGUCAGUUCAAAACCGACAAAAAAAUAAAUGACAAAAAACAGCGGACAUUGCCAAAGGCUUUUUACAUAAACAAACUUUAUUCACCACAAGAGACUUCUUGUUUCUUGUCUUUAUGUCAUAAAAUGUACAACACAUUCAGUCAUUUUCUUUGGUGUUUGCAAAACAGGAAGCUUGAAAGCCGCCAUCUUGAUUCUGGUCACAUCUCAUGCAUAACAGUGAUUUUUCCCUUCAUUUAUUUUCUUCCUCUUUUCUCUUUCAGUUGUUUCCCUUUCUGAUCAGUAAGAGUCUGAUAUUUUCUAUCAUGAUAUUGGCAUUCUUAGCAGGCAUGUUGUUAUUCAUUACUAUCUAAUGGUUUUCAUCGUUCUUUUUGAUAUUCUCGGUACAAUAUUUUCAAGUUCAUCGUUUUCCAUCAAGUAACGCAGACAAUUAUUCCAGUAAUGACGAUGUCGAUACARACCGGAGACGUAAGCAAGUAGGUUGUCAUGCUAAGUACCUCUUAGAAUUUCAAUACAACAUUUUAGCAAGAAAAAGGCUGUUUUUUUCUCAAGUGUUUUGAAGUGUGUAUUAGUUUUCGAUUUUAAAGUGGCCCCUUUAGGUAAUCCUCCCACGGAUAAAAAGCAYGCUAAUAAACCAAAACUGCAAUUUCAAGUAUGCUCUUUGCCUAGKUGUUUCCCGUCUAUCUCUUCGCUGCUUCAAUCAGCGAGGGAAGGACRGGACAUUCAUUGACGCACUUUCUGUAUAAAUACUUGUAAAUACAGUAAUUGAUUAUUUUCCUCACAAGGAACUAAUCGACUACCAAUGUCUAGAUGUGAWUAUUUUUUUAGUUUCAAUCUAAUCACCCGCUGCACAGGCUAGAUGAUUAUUUGAUAACAAUUCCCUUGCAUGAAAAAAAAAACCUUGAUCGACUUAUGAAGCGCAGUAAUGUCAUUAGGAACAAUAUACUGAUCWUGGCGCCGUCGGCAAGUUGUCGCUACGUUCAAAUAGUCCAUGUCACAAUAAAGACUACUAAGCUCUUUGUGUAUCUCGCCGAGGGAGUUCGGAUAGUUCUCUAUCGGGCCACCUGGCUUGCGGUUAGAGGGUUAUGUUAACGAGAUCUUUCGUGACAGAACGGCUAAUGUCCUCUCUUGAAAAUCCAUCCGUUAGUGAAAACAACUACAUCUACAAAGGAUGAACCCAGAACACCCGACAUUCGCUGGAAAGUUGUUAAGAGACAAGCUUUAAUUUCCAACCGCUGGCUGGAGACAAACCAUCUCAAACACAAGACUUUGGACAAAGACAAAGAUCGUCGUCAUGUUCAGCGAAAAUGGCUCCAAUGCAACCAAUACCACUCCAGCCCCAACCCCACCCCCAGGAGAAGGAGAUUUUGUURUUCCCUUGGAUCUAUCAAUAGGAGUGACUAUCUUAGCGUUGAUCAUCUUCUUUACUGCGCUGGUUGGUAAUUCUAUUGUGGUCUAUAUCGUCUUUACAUGUAAUCAUAUGAGGAACACAACUAAUAUCUUAAUCGCAAACAUGGCGAUAGCGGACCUWUGGAUUACCAUUGACAUCCCUUAUGUCAUAAAGUGGCUGUUUGUUGGUGAUACCUGGUUUGGUGGUGGCUUUGGUAGUUUUAUGUGUAAAUUCUUUCACUCAGCCCAGGCAGGUUCCAUCGCAUGUUCCAUCUUCACYUUGGUAUGCGUGAGCCUGGACAGGAGUCUUGCUAUCAUAUUCCCGAUGAGAGUUAUUUUGACCAARAAGAUUGUCAAAGUUCUGAUUGCUAUCGUGUGGCUGCUAACGCUGGCUUUCCUCGUMCCUUUAUUCACAGCAACUAUUGUGCGCAAGAAAACAGAUGGAUCGUACGGAUGUCUAGAGRAUGGCUGGGUUGACAUUAAUGUUCUUUCARAGCAACAUUACAUUCAAACRUUCACAUUCUGCACGUACGUAUUACCGCUGACURUCAUCACCUCAUUGUACGCCACGACUGGAUUUCGAUURUGGAGCAGRAAAAUCCCUGGAAAUCGCAGYCUACGAGUCCACAAGAGAGUCCACUCCUCCAACAAGCGAGCAACMAUCAUGCUUGUCACGGUUGUGGUAGUGUUUGCAAUUUGUUGGUUUCCUUUACAAGUUCUAGAAUUCAUUAGAGUGUACGAUCUUGACAUGAUGAAAAGAAUUCCUUUGAGAUUGUAUGUUGUAAUGCCGUGGUUUGGAUUUGCUAAUUCYGCCAUCAAUCCCAUUCUUUAUGUCAUUUUCUCAGAAAACUAUCGACGCGAGUUCAAAAGGACAUUCACCCGUAAGAGCCGUCGACGAAGUAGUACUUCGAUGGUUAGUCGUGGCUUAACAAUGCGAACAAGAAUGUCUCUCUCGACGUCAGUCCCUCUACAGAAACUAAGGAAYGAUAGUUUGAUGCAAGGUGAUUGCAAUGGACUGGUACCAAGAGAUGAAAGUCCAGGAAGAAAGAGCCAAAGUGAAUAUUCUCCAAUAAAGAAAAUUGUAGAAACUCCCGACUCCGCYGCAGAUAAUCUUUUUGGUUCGUCAGCGCAAAACGAGGAUGAACAUUGCCUGUCAGAAAACUAAUAAAACAAAUAUUUAUGAAGAGCUGAUCAUAAAAAUACUUUCAAUUGUAAAUAAAUGCGUUAUURCCAUGACAUGUUCAUCUGUAAUACAGUCGUUUGGAACUGAUGAGAGGAAUAUCAUCGACURUGUCCAUCUAGUUAUCGGCCGGUUGUACGAAUUGAAUCUCAACUCCAGUACCUCAGAGCUAGUGAAAGACGUAUUCGCAAAGUCCUGGGGCGAUAUAAUAUAUUCUUCAUAAAACUACAACAAUGCAAUAUCCUUUGAGAAAAUAUAAUUUAAAAUUAUAAAUGAAUUAAAACUUACAUGUAACAUAAGGUUUUGUACCUUCACAUACAAAAUAAGUUAACACGCAAAACCUGCAUCAUACAAUUUGCGGUAUUACAGUUAAAAUCCAUGUCAACAUUUACCCAGUUUUUCUAGUGUUCGCAGCUGGAAUGACUUUUUAAUCGAAUGAAAAUUACGUCCURUGAUGUAUAGUAUAAAAAAAACAUUGAGUACGUCUCCACAGGAAGCCCGUUCAAUAUCUCUUGUGUAUAAAUAUAAGAUAAUAAGUAUUUGUCGAUCCUGCUUGAAAUAUACUAAUUACACCGAUAAAAAGUAUUAAAAGUAAAUCUGUAACUACAAUCUCUA
Exaiptasia diaphana is the source of this 3343-nucleotide messenger RNA. RefSeq names its product allatostatin-A receptor. The record is from RefSeq and is a predicted model, not a curated record. Gene Ontology annotation, cellular component: membrane. The coding region runs from base 1454 to 2713 and encodes 419 amino acids. The transcript is spliced from 4 exons. Gene Ontology annotation, molecular function: neuropeptide Y receptor activity. NCBI's taxonomy places the organism in Eukaryota, Metazoa, Cnidaria, Anthozoa, Actiniaria, Aiptasiidae. Gene Ontology annotation, biological process: G protein-coupled receptor signaling pathway.